GAUUUUAGAGCUUGUUAGCUGAACUCACACUGUCAAGCACAGGUUGAUUGUGCUUGGCUCACUGACGCUGCAUUUCCAGCCAACUUCUUCUUUCACUAGAUGAUAAAAACUGUUCACAGGAUUGCCAUCCAUGGUUUCUGCCCUAAUCAAGACUAUAUCUUCCUACUUUGAAAAGAUUUGCAAAGGAAUGUUUACAAAGAAAUUGGCAAACCCAAUAAAGAAGAAAGAGAGAAGCGAAAAUAAAGAGCCGAAAUUGACCACUGAUUUGCAAGCACAGAAUCUAACCAUAUCCACCACACUGAAGACAACCGUAAAAAAGAUUUCCAAAUGCUCUUCGGCACGUAACAUAUCGCUUGAAGACGACGACGGAAAGAACGACUGCUCAUCCCUGUCACCCACAUUCAGUUAUCGUGUUGCUAUAGCCAAUGGACUUCCGAAAAGCUCUCUGUUUUUAAAUAAUAAUGAAAGUAUCUUUCCUGAGGUUCUUUCGAUUGACAGUAGUUAUUCUGACUCUUUGAGUGAGACCAAACCUGUGCGGAGACUGGAUGAGCAUAAAUCACACACUAUGCCAGUAAGACGAAACAGGAAGAGCCUCAUCAGUUUGGCUCCCUCUGAUGGCAGCUCUGAGGGUGAACGAGUGGAACGCUCCAGUCUACACACGCUGAGGCUUGGUGCUCUACGCAAGCUAAGAAAAUGGAAAAAGAGUCAGGAAUGCGUCUCCUCAGACUCAGAGGUCAGCAACUGGAGAAAAACUCUGGGAAUCAGGAGCAAAUCCUUGGACCGUGCUGGACGGCAGCAAAAAAGUUCGACUCUGGAGCCUGGCUCCUCCUCCACAGGUUGCAUCAGUCAAACCCAGGAUGUAAUGGAAAUGAUUUUCAAGGAGCUUCAGGGUAUCAGCCAGAUAGAGACAGAACUGUCUGAGCUUCGUGGCCACGUAAAUGCCCUGAAAAGUUCCAUUGAUGAGAUUUCUAGCAGUGUAGAAGUAGUUCAAAGUGAGAUUGAGCAACUUCGUUCUGGAUUUGUCCAGUCUAGAAGAGAAACACGCGAUAUUCAUGAUUACAUUAAACAGAUUAGCCACCAAGCUAAUAAUUCAACCUUGCGUUUCCUGAACGUUCCUGAAGAAAGGUCAGAGAAAACGGAGAGUGUGAUAUAUAAAAUACUGAAAGAGAAAAUGGGUCUUGCUGAUGCCCAUAAAAACAUUAAAAUUGAGCUUGCUCAUAGGCUGGGGCAACAAAGAGAAUGUUCUAAUGCAAAACCCCGGCCUAUCAUUGUUAUUUUUGCAACACCUCAAGAUAGAGACAUAGUCCUGAAAAAAUGUUAUAAACUAAAAGGAACAGGCAUUACAGUUUCUACUGAUAGUUUAACCCAUGAUGGAAAAGAGAGAAAAGACAAAGCAAUGUCAUCCUCACAAACCUAUGAAAGCAUGGAUGUAAAGGUCUCAGGAAAAGACAAAGUAGUUGAAAGUGAUGACUGGGAUUCUAUGGACAGUGACAAAGAACUGGACGAAUUAAGCAGAAAUAAAUAUGCAAUGGUGAUUUCCAAGCCAGUUCACAAGAGCAAAUCAGAGAAAAGGCGGUCUCAUGACCAUAGUCGGUCAGGAGACGAUGCAGGCUACUCAGGCACAGUUCACUAUGCUGAUGACUCUUACUAUGACCCAGACAAACAUGCAAAAGCUUACUACUCUGAUUUGACCCCUGGUUGGCUUUCCCAGAGUGACUAUUCCACGCCUAAACUCAGCCGUUCCGAGUCUGACUGCUCAAAACUUUGCCAGUCAUACUCAGAAGACUUUUCAGAGAGUCAGUAUUUUACACGGGCAAAUGGCUGCUCCCUGCUCUCUUCCUCAGAUCAGGAACUAUGGCAAAGAAAACAAGAAGACAUGGCUUCUUCUUGGUAUGCCAGCCCUAGUCACGCCCUUGGCCAUGGGAAUCAUAAUGAGGUUGAGACUACAGAGACUAUUGAUAGUGGGGUUAGCAAUGGGCUUGUAUGCAUGUCAGGGGACAGAAGUCACUAUAGUGGCUCCCAGCUUUCUCUCCAAGGUGAUUUAUCACCCUGGAAAGACUGGCACCAUCUCGAACAAGGUGCCGAUUCUGGGUUGGAAGCUUCCAUAGAAGUUAGCAGUCCAUUUGACCCGUCAACCAUCCCAGGUUUUCCUGAAAACAUCACUAAAUGUCAGGAAGUUGAUUUGCAGUUUGAAGGAGAUGAGGAAUUCAUGAUGCUUGAUAGAGAAGCUUCUCUACCACCUAUUACCACCCACAUUAUUGCUCCUAUUACAGAACGGGAAUCUGUUAUCAAGACAUCAACCCGGCACUCCAAAGAGGGGUCUAAGGUUAUUACAAAAGAAAGCACGAAAGCAUCAUCUAAAGAUACCCCUAAAGGUACCUCUAAGGUGACCCACAAACAAGCUAAAACAUCUCAGAAAGAAGAGGCAACUAAAAUAUCCCAAAAGGAGACUCCCAAGGUAUCUUCUAAAGUUUCACCUAAAGUGACCUCUAAAGCUGCUCCUAAAGAGCAAGCAAAAGAGACUCUAAAACAAUCUGUUAAAGAAAACUCUCAAGCUCUCCAUAAAGAUAGUCCGAAACUUACACUUAAAGACUCCCCAAAACCCACAGUUAAGGAAGUUUCAAAAGUUACAUCUAAGGCAGUGUCUAGUGAAACUGUGAAAACUUCCUCUAAAAUAACCCCAAAAGAUAGUCCAAUAAUAACUCCCAAAGAUAGUCCCAAGGAAUCUCCUAAAGAGAGCCCUAAAAUAACCCCAAUCGACACUCCAGUCUUGACUCCAGUCUUGACUCCAGUGUUGACUCCAGUCUCGACUCCUAAAGAGUCUCCGAAAGAAUCUCCUAAAGAAUCACCUAAAGCUGUAGUAAAACAACCACCACAGAUUGCAACUAAAGAAGUUGCAAAAGCAGCUGCUAAAGAGGUUACCAAAGAAGCAUCAAAAGUACUCCCUAAAGAGACUCCAAAAGAAAUACCGAAAGUAACAUCUAAAGAGACCACUAAAAUCCCCUCGAAAGAAGUAGCGACAACUCCACCUAAGGAAGCUGCUAAGGUGGCCCCUAAAGAGAGCCCUGUAGUGACCCCUAAAGAGACCGUUAAAAUAGCACCAGCAGAACCCCCUAAAGUAGCUCCAAAAGUAGUCUCUAAAGAUGUUUCCAAGGACACUCCCAAAGUAGCCUCUAAAGAUGUUUCCAAGGAUACUCCCAAAGUGGUUCCUAAAGAUGUUUCCAAGGAUACUCCCAAAGUGGUUCCUAAAGAUGUUUCCAAGGAUACUCCCAAAGUGGUUCCUAAAGAAAAAUUCCCUGAAUUAGAUGUGAACCACAGCUUUCACCAGGCUCAGAGUAAGACUACAAGUAUGUAUCGUAGUCAGAGUGAGAUCCGAACAGAAAAAGUUGAGGAGGUUCCAAAGUCUUGGAGCAGUAGACUCAGCAUAGAUCUCAGCGAAAAAUCUUUCGGGUUUGGUUUCGGAUCUACUCUGCAGAGAGCAAAGUCAGCUCUAGAGGUUGUCUGGAAAACAGGGUCUCAGCCGACUCCACCUCCUCCUGAAGAGCCAACCAAUUCCUCAUCCUCAUUCAUGGGGCGCUUCCGCACCCUUUCCACUUCUGGAAAUAACUCCAGUGCUACAGUAGACUCAGAUGCCAGCACAGAGCCUGUCUUCCUCAAGGCUGAUGAAGAGAAAGCAGCUGAAGAAGCUGUGGAACAACAAGAGGAUAGCGAGACACAUUAUGUUGAAGUGAUGGAGCAAGUGUUAGCUAACUUGGAGAAUAGAACUAACACCAAUGAGACAGAGGAAACAGAGGAGCCUGUUCAGGAGUGUGAAACUUCUCAGGACUAUGAUGUGUCUGAUGAUGCUGAGGCCUCUCAAGAUGAUGCCUUGGAGGAUUUUGAGGCUUCUCAAGAUUUGGAAGCCCAAGAAGACUAUGAUGCCACUAAAGAGGCACAGGUUCUGGAGUAUGAUUGCAGUUUGGAUGAGCAGUACGAUGAAGAGUACAAUGAGGAUUAUGACGCCCAUCUUGCUGAGGACAAUGCUGAAUAUGAUGCAAUGGUGGAGUAUGUAGACAUUGAGGAGCCUGACGAGACUGAGGACAACGACGUGACAGAAGAGAUGGAAGAAGGCGAGGAAGAGAUUUUGGAGAUUGAGGAGAUAACAGAAGAGGUUGCCGAGGUUUCUGAACAAGUGGAACAGCAGCAGGAGGAUGAAAACAAAAAUGUUCCAGAGGAAGAAAAGCCCGUGGAGGCACCACCCAAGAAGCGCAUUCGACCCACAUUCAAAGAAGCAGCGCUGAGGGCCUACAGGAAACAGAUGGCUGAACUGGAGCAGCAGAUCCUGGCAGGGGAUACCAGUGCUUUGGAUACUCAGCCUCGCAGUCUUUUGGAUCCAAAAGUGCUCGGCUUACAGUCUGGAGGGGCUGGCAGUAUUCUUUAUGGUAUUGACAGCAUGCCAGAUUUACGCCGCAAGAGGACAGUGCCUCUUGUCCGAGACCUGGCUUUGACCCUCACUGCUCGAAAGGCAGGCAUCUCGUUCGCUCUGGUGAACCGGUCCACCCUCAAUAACGAGGACCUGAAACUGCACGUCUUCAAGAAGACUCUCCAGGCCCUGAUCUACCCGAUAUCAUCCACAACACCCCAUAACUUCGAGGUGUGGACGGCAACCGCGCCCACCUACUGUCAUGAGUGCGAGGGUCUGCUGUGGGGCAUCGCCCGGCAGGGGAUGCGCUGCUCCGAGUGUGGCGUCAAAUGCCACGAAAAGUGUCAGGACCUGCUCAACGCGGAUUGUUUACAAAGGGCAGUGGAGAAGAGCUCCAAGCACGGGGCAGAAGACAAGACCCAGAACAUCAUCAUGGCGAUGAAGGAGCGUAUGAAGAUAAGAGAGAAGAACCGGCCUGAAGUGUUUGAGGUGAUCCAAGAGAUGUUCCACAUCUCCAAAGAGGACUUCGCCAGCCAUCUGAAAACAGCCAAGCAGGCCGUGCUGGACGGGACCUCCAAAUGGUCGGCGAAAAUCAGCAUAACAGUCAUGAGUGCACAGGGUUUACAAGCCAAGGACAAAACUGGUUCCAGCGAUCCAUACGUCACCGUCCAAGUGGGCAAGACCAAACGCAGGACGAAGACCAUCUUCGGCAACCUCAACCCGGUUUGGGACGAGAAGUUUUACUUUGAAUGUCACAACGCCACGGACCGCAUCAAGGUGCGCGUGUGGGACGAGGACGACGACAUCAAAUCACGAGUGAAACAACAUUUCAAGCGAGAGUCCGACGAUUUCCUCGGCCAGACCAUCAUCGAAGUUCGCACUCUGAGCGGAGAGAUGGACGUUUGGUACAACCUGGAUAAGAGGACAGACAAGUCUGCAGUAUCUGGCGCCAUCAGACUCAAGAUCAGCGUGGAGAUGAAGGGCGAGGAGAACGUGGUUCCUCCUCAUGGCCAGUACACCUGUUUACAUGAGAACCUGUUCCACUACCUGACCGAGGUGAAGAGCAACGGGGUGGUGAAGAUCCCGCAGGUGAAAGGGGACGAGGCGUGGAAGGUCUACUUUGACGACGUGUCUCAGGAGAUAGUGGAUGAGUUCGCCAUGAGAUACGGAGUGGAGUCCAUCUAUCAGGCUAUGACGCAUUUCUCUUGUCUGUCCGCCAAGUACAUGUGUCCCGGUGUGCCAGCAGUUAUGAGCAACCUGCUCGCUAACAUCAAUGCCUACUUUGCCCACACCACCACCACCACCACAACCACGGCCUCCGCUUCCGACCGAUUUGCUGCUUCUAACUUUGGGAGGGAGAAAUUUGUCAAAUUGCUGGACCAGCUGCAUAACUCACUGAGGAUCGACCUGUCCAAAUAUCGGGAUAAUUUCCCCGCUGGAAACCCUGAACGUCUGCAGGAUCUGAAGUCUACCGUCGAUCUGUUGACCAGCAUCACUUUCUUCAGAAUGAAGGUACAAGAGCUCCAGAGUCCACCGCGGGCCAGUAUGGUGGUGAAGGAUUGUUGUAAAGCGUGUCUGGACUCGACAUACAAAUACAUCUUUGACAACUGUCACGAGCUGUACAACCAGCUCCUCGACCAGAGCCGAAAGCAAGACAUUCCCAGAGAAGAGCAGGGUCCGUCGAUAAAGAACCUGGACUUCUGGCCGAAACUCAUCACUCUCAUGGUGUCUGUAAUUGAUGAGGACCGUACAGCAUACACCCCAGUCAUUAACCAGUUUCCACAGGAGCUGAACGUGGGCAGGAUCAGCGCCGAGAUCACGUGGAACCUCUUUGCCCUGGAUAUGAAGUAUGCAAUGGAAGAACACGAGAAGCACCGCCUAUGCAAAAGCACUGAAUACAUGAAUCUCCACUUCAAAGUCAAAUGGUUCCAUAAUGAGUACGUCCGCGAGCUGCCGGCCUUCAAGGGAGUCCCGCCCGAGUAUUCACUGUGGUUCGAGCCGUUUGUCAUUCAGUGGCUUGAUGAGAACGAAGAUGUUGCCAUGGAUUUCCUCAAUGGAGCGCUGGAAAGAGACAAAAAAGAUGGAUUCCAGCAGACCUCAGAGCACGCCCUCUUCUCCUGCUCAGUCGUGGACGUGUUCACUCAACUAAACCAGAGUUUUGAGAUUAUCAAGAAGCUGGAGUGCCCGAACCCGCAGGCUCUGGCUCACUUCAUGUGCCGCUUUGCGAAGACUAUCAACAAAGUUCUUCUGCAGUAUGCUGCAAUCAUAUCCAAGGACUUUCCUUUGUAUUUGAGUAAGGAGAACGUGCCCUGCAUCCUUCUCAACAACAUUCAGCAGCUUCGUGUCCAGUUGGAGAAGAUGUUUGAGUCCAUGGGUGGUAAACAGCUGGAUGCAGAGGCCAGUGAUCUGCUAAAGGAGCUGCAGAAUAAACUCAACACCGUGCUUGAUGAGCUCAGCGGCGUGUUUGGCUCCAGUUUUAAACCUGUGAUCGAGGACUGUGUGAAGCAGAUGAACCAGGAGCUGGUCCAGAUGAAAGGUCCGAUCAAAGGGAACAACCCCGCCCUGGAUGCUGAAACUGUCCUUCGGCCUCUGAUGGAUCUUCUGGAUAAGAAUUUGAUGCUGUUUGCCAAGAUCUGUGAGAAGACAGUGCUGAAACGAGUCCUCAAAGAGCUGUGGAAAAUCGUGCUGAACACCAUCGAGAGAACAAUCGUUCUGCCUCCGUUGAGUGACCAGAGCCAAGGAGCCCAGAUGAUCUUCAGUGCUGCCAAGGACUUGGGACAACUGUCCAAACUGAAGGAGCAUGUUAUUCGAGAGGAAGCCAGAAGUCUGACACCGCGCCAGUGUGCAGCCAUGGACCUUGUGCUUCCCACCAUCAAGCAAUACUUCCAUGCCGGAGGAAACGGACUGAAGAAAACCUUCCUCGAAAAGAGUCCUGACAUGAAGUCCCUCAAAUAUGCUCUCAGCCUUUACACUCAACCUACAGAUGCCUUGAUCAAGAAAUAUAUAUGCACCCAAACCUCUCAAGGUCAGUCAUCCAAUGGAUCGGUGGGGGAGGUGUCGAUGCAAGUGAAUCUCAUCUCUCACCCUGGCACCGGAGAGCACAAAGUCAGCGUGAAGGUGGUCGGCGUGAACAACCUCAUCUGGCAGACCAACGCCAUGUUCCGUCCAUUCGUAGAGGUCAAUGCCAUCGGCCCACACCUGGCUGACAAGAAGCGCAAAUUCAGCACCAAGACCAAGAAUAACAACUGGUCACCAAAGUACAAUGAAACAUUCCAGUAUGUUCUGAGUAAUGAACACGGGCCGGAGGCCUACGAGCUGCACGUCUCGGUAAAGGACUACUGCUUUGCCCGCGAGGACCGCAUCAUCGGCAUGACGGUCAUCCAGCUCCGAGAGCUGGCGGACAAGGGCAGCUGCUCCGCCUGCUACCCGCUGGUGAAGAGCAUCUCCAUGGACGAAACCGGCCUCACCAUCAUGAGGAUACUCUCUCAAAGGACCCACGACGAGGUGGCCAAAGAGUUUGUGCGUCUCAAGACCGACACGCGCUCGGCGGAGGAAGUGUCAUAAUGCGCGGUGAAAAAUGCAGUAUGA
Molecule: messenger RNA, 7990 nt
Organism: Salarias fasciatus (jewelled blenny)
Lineage: Eukaryota; Metazoa; Chordata; Actinopteri; Blenniiformes; Blenniidae
Gene: unc13c
Product: protein unc-13 homolog C-like
Exons: 32
Coding region: 131-7966 (2611 amino acids)
Biological process (GO): synaptic transmission, glutamatergic; synaptic vesicle priming; dense core granule priming
Cellular component (GO): plasma membrane; presynaptic membrane; neuromuscular junction
Molecular function (GO): calcium ion binding; calmodulin binding; phospholipid binding
Source: RefSeq, a predicted model, not a curated record